CUCUCUCUCUCUCUCUCUCUCUCUCUCUCCAAAACACUUAAAUUUGCCAAAACACAUCACUCAACAUGUUCUCCUUUGCAACACACUAUAGCACCACUUGGAGAGAAAAUCACAAAGGAAAAAAAAAGAGAUAAAAAGAAAUUAUAGGAAAAUUAUUUGCAUGGAGACAAUGUACACAGUGAAGGUGGAGGAGCCGACGCCGGCGGUCGGAAACCGCCCCUCGGCCGGGCCGGUUUAUCGGAGCAUUUACGCGAAAAAUGGUCUCCUAGAAAUGCCCAAAGGGAUUGAGUCUCCAUGGGAUUUCUUUAGUGGAGCAGUUAAGAGAUACCCAGAGAACCAAAUGCUUGGUCACAGGCAAGUUGUUAAUGGCAAGGUUGGUACUUAUGUGUGGCAAACGUAUGAGGAAGUGUAUCAUAAAGUUAUGAAAAUUGGAUCCUGCAUGCGAAGUUGUGGCAUCAACCCGGGAGAUCGCUGUGGAAUAUAUGGUUCUAAUUGUCCAGAGUGGGUGAUUGCAAUGGAGGCUUGUACCAGCCAAGGAAUUGUCUAUGUUCCUUUGUAUGAUACCCUUGGUGCUAACGCAGUCGAGUUCAUCAUCGGCCAUGCGGAAAUCUCUACAGCUUUUGUCCAGGAAAUCAAGAUACCAUCUAUAUUGGCGUGCCUUCCGAGGUGCGGUGCGCAUCUAAAGACAAUUGUUAGUUUCGGAGGGGUGACGAGUGCGCAAAAAGAGGAAGCCGGCCAAUGGGGAACAUCUUGCUUCUCUUGGGAGGAGUUCAUUUCAUCGGACAACUCGAAUCCUCGACUUCCUGCGAAGAACAAGGACGACAUUUGCACGAUAAUGUAUACGAGCGGAACCACAGGAGAUCCAAAGGGUGUUCUGAUAACAAACAGCGCUGUCGUAGCCCAGGUCAUGAAUACUGAACACCUUCUUCUGGAAACAGAUAAAGUGGUGACCGAAGAAGACUCGUACUUCUCGUUCCUUCCGCUGGCCCAUAUAUUCGAUCAGAUAAUUGAGAAUUACUGCAUCUACAAGGGCGCCUCCAUAGGAUUCUGGCGCGGGGAUGUUCGGUACUUGAUGGAUGAUAUUCAGGAGCUGAAACCAACAAUUUUCUGUGGCGUUCCGCGUGUUUAUGACCGCAUAUACGCAGGUAUCAAUCAUAAAAUCGCCACCGGAGGCGUGUUAGCGAAGAUGCUGUUUCAAAUUGCUUAUGAGCAAAAGUUGAGAAACUUGAAGAGAGGGAUGAAACAGCAUGAAGCAUCGCCUUUUUUCGACAAGCUGGUCUUCCACAAAAUCAAGCAAGGACUAGGCGGCAGAAUCCGCCUUUUGAUAUCUGGAGCUGCGCCACUACCUCGGCAUGUCGAAGAGUUUCUGAGAGUCGUCGGUUGCUGCGUCUUAGUACAAGGAUAUGGUCUUACUGAGAGCUGUUCCGGGUGCUUUACGUCGAUAGCCAAUGUUUUCUCGAUGGUAGGGACGGUCGGGGUCCCUGCUUCUACAAUUGAGGCUCGGCUCGAGUCUGUACCGGAAAUGGGGUACAAUGCACUGUCGCAAGCGCUACCGCGCGGAGAGAUUUGCCUGAGGGGUACUACCUUGUUCUCUGGCUACCACAAGCGACCGGACCUCAUGGAUGAAGUACUCAUCGAUGGCUGGUUUCACACCGGUGAUAUUGGAGAAUGGCAGCAGGAUGGCGCAAUGAAGAUCAUCGACCGAAAGAAGAACAUCUUCAAGUUGUCCCAAGGGGAAUACGUUGCGGUCGAGCAUGUCGAGAGCGCGUACAUGCAGUGCCCUCUAAUCGCAUCGGUUUGGGUGUAUGGGAACAGUUUCGAGUCCUUCCUCGUCGGCGUGGCCGUCCCCGAGAGGAAGCCGUUGGAAGAUUGGGCCGCAUCAAACAAUGUGAUUGGUAACUUUGAGGAGAUUUGCAAGCACCCGAAGGCGAAAAAGCACAUUUUAGAUGAGCUCAAUACCACCGGGCGCAAACACGAGCUGAAGGGAUUCGAGAUGUUGAAAGCUGUUUAUCUAGAGACGGCGCCGUUCGACAUCGAGAGAGGUUUGAUCACCCCAACCUUCAAGUUGAAGAGGCCUCAAUUGCUCAAAUACUACAAGGAAUGCAUUGAUGGAUUGUACCAAGAAGCAAAGGGAUCAGCAACAGCUUGUUGAGUGUGUUACUUGUGGUGUAUAAAUAACUAAUAAAUUUGAACAAUAUGCAUAGGUAAAUUAUAGUUCAUGGGAAUUUCUCUCUUCACUGCUAAUGUUGAUGAGAGAGAAAAUGGUGUGCUUAUGAAUUUAUUUGUCCUAUAUUAAUGACUCUUAAGCUGAGAGUGAUCUUCUUUUUUUCUUUUUUCUUUUUUUUUGUAAAAUAAAACAGAGCAGUAGUAGUAUGGGUAUUUCAAAAUGAUGCUAUUGAAUCA
Molecule: messenger RNA, 2403 nt
Organism: Ananas comosus (pineapple)
Lineage: Eukaryota; Viridiplantae; Streptophyta; Magnoliopsida; Poales; Bromeliaceae
Product: long chain acyl-CoA synthetase 2
Exons: 19
Coding region: 161-2152 (663 amino acids)
Biological process (GO): cutin biosynthetic process; wax biosynthetic process; fatty acid metabolic process
Cellular component (GO): endoplasmic reticulum; membrane
Molecular function (GO): long-chain fatty acid-CoA ligase activity
Source: RefSeq, a predicted model, not a curated record